GAGGUGAGCAACAGCUACAUGUCACUCCCAGCUGUGUUGGCCCUUUACGUGUUUAAUCCAAAUUCAAACACCAAAACUUGAAUAAGCAGCACAUCACUCACAUAUUUUUUUUAUUCUGUCGUAUAUCCAUUUCUCCCUUGCCCUCCCAAAUUAUAGAAGAAUGGCUAUCUCUAAUUUUAUUGUAAAGCCAUUUCCUCCUUUAUUUCACAUCCAAACCAAUAAUUAUCGAUAUGAUUACCAUACCAAGAAACUGGCCCUGAAGUCUAACAUCGUAUGUCUAAAAACAAACAAUAUUAGUACUACUUCUCCACUUUUUGACCAAUCUAGACCUAGUCUAUUCAAAGAUAAAGAUUACAAGCUCUCCUGGCAGGAAGAAGUUAAAAGAGCAUACCCUUUAGAGAUUUCUAAUCAAAACUUGAAUGAUGAUGAAAAAUUGCAAGAAUUGGUUGACAAGAGGUGUAUAGAUAAUUUUAGAAUGUUGAUAGUAGACUCAGUGCAACAUGCAAAGGCAGGGCAUGCUGGAAUGGCUCUUGGGAUGGCUGAGGUUGCAUAUUUCUUGUAUAGACACGCCAUGAGGUAUAGUUUAACAAGUCCGAAGUGGUUUAACAGAGAUAGGUUUGUUUUGAGUGCUGGACAUGGAUGCCUUCUUCAGUAUGUUUGCCUUCAUCUUGCUUCUUUCCGAUCUGUUCAGAUUGAAGACCUUAAAUGCUUAUGUAAGCUUGGAAGCCGGACACCUGGGCAUCCAGAGAAUGUAGUGGCACAGGGCAUCGAAGUCACAACCGGCCCUUUGGGACAAGGUGUUGCGAAUGCAGUUGGCCUUGCUUUAGCAGAAGCUAACUUAAAUGCAAGAUAUAAUAAGCCUGAUGUUGCUGUUGUUGAUCACAGAACGUAUUGCAUCAUGGGUGAUGGCUGUUCUAUGGAAGGCAUAUCAAAUGAGGCUGCAUCCCUAGCUGCGCAUUGGAAGCUGCACAAGCUUACAUUGAUAUAUGACGAUAACCAUAAUACUAUCGAUGGUAGCACUGACCUUGCACUUUCAGAAGACACAUCGGCACGAUUUGAAGCUCUAGGAUGGAACACUAUCACUAUAGAUAACUCUCAAGGAAAUUUAGACGCGUUCAAGAAUGCAUUGAUCUCUGCACACUGUGAGACCAGAAAACCAACUUUUAUCCGGGUGAAAACGAUAAUAGGGAAAUUGUCAAAAAAGGAAGGGACAUCAAAGGCUCACCAUGGAACCUUUGAUGAUGACGAUGUAAAGCAAAUGAAACAGAAAGUUAAAUGGGAAGAUAGAGAACCUUUCCACGUCAUUCCUAUGGUUUACAGGGAAAUGCAAGCACAAACAAAUCUAGGUGGAAGGUUGGAGCAAGAGUGGCACUCUAAACUUAAUUAUUACCAAAAUAAAUACCCUGAGGAAGCCGCAGAAUUCAAGCUUCUUCUUCCUGAUGGGAUGAUUCCUGGCUGGGAAAGCUCAUUACCGAAAUGCUCAAUGUCUGAUCCAGUGGAUUCAACUAGAGGAUAUUCAGGGAAGUGCUUGAAUGCACUCGCUAAAGUUCUUCCAGGACUAAUUGGGGGUAGUGCAGACCUUGCCAGCUCAAAUCAAGCCUAUCUCCAUAAUUUGGGAGACUUCAAGCAGCCCGAUUCCCCGUGGGGGCAAAAUAUUAGGUAUGGAGUCCGGGAACAUGCAAUGGGUGGAAUUUCCAAUGGACUUGCGUUGCACGGUGGAGGGCUGAUACCAUUUGCAGCAACUUUCCUUGUUUUCUCAGAUUACAUGAAGAACUCUGUCAGAUUGUCUGCUCUUAGCCAUGCUGGAGUUAUCUACAUUUUGACCCACGACUCGGUCGGAAUAGGUGAGGAUGGACCAACCCAUCAACCAAUUGAACACCUUGCUGGUCUUAGAGCGAUUCCCCACUUGCUGCUCUUCCGACCUGCUGAUGGCAAAGAGACAGCUGGAGCCUAUAAGGUGGCCAUUGAAAACCGAAGUGUACCUAGCCUUGUUGCAUUAUCGAGGCAAAAGGUGGCAGCGAAUGUGGAAGGAACAUUGGCUGAUGCAGUAGGGAAAGGCGGUUAUAUUGUUAGUGACAACUCUGAGAAGGAGCUGCCGGAGAUCAUAUUGAUUGGCACUGGAUCAGAGCUGUGUUUGUGCGAAGCCAGCGCAAACGUGCUUAGAAAAGAAGGGACGAGAGUAAGAGUGGUUUCACUUGUGUGUUGGAGACUUUUCGAUAGGCAGCCAAGGGAUUACAAGGAGUGUGUGUUACCAUCAAGUGUAUCGAAACGUGUUAGCGUGGAGGCAGGGUCACCCUUAGGGUGGAAGGAGUAUGUCGGAGAUGAAGGCAUUGUGAUGGGGAUCGAUGACUUUGGUUCUAGCGGACCAUAUUCAGAAGUAUUCAACAAGUAUGGUUUUACAGAGGAAAAUGUGACCAAAACUGCAAAAUCUUUGCUUACCAAGAGAAGCUCUAUUACCACACAAACAUAUUACAUAUAUAUAGAGAUAGGCAUAAGUCAUUCCCCUUUUUCUUCUAUUUUAUGAGUUAAUUGUAAUGAAUGACUCAAUCAAUAGUCAUUACUCUUUCAAUUCUCCCACUGGUGGAUCAACAAAAGCUUAGAGGCUUUUUAACAUCUCAAA
This is a messenger RNA of Solanum lycopersicum (tomato), 2620 nucleotides long. Its product is annotated as transketolase, chloroplastic-like. The record is from RefSeq and is a predicted model, not a curated record. NCBI's taxonomy places the organism in Eukaryota, Viridiplantae, Streptophyta, Magnoliopsida, Solanales, Solanaceae. Gene Ontology annotation, molecular function: transketolase activity. Gene Ontology annotation, biological process: pentose-phosphate shunt. Gene Ontology annotation, cellular component: cytosol.